ACAGUGGGAAGAUGCUGAUGGACAGGAACGAAACCUGGCUCUCUAAUUUCUCCUCUGCUGCCUCCUCCUUUGCAAGGGGAGGGGCUGGGCUCCAGGAGGUGCUCACUGGGCUGGUCCUCACCCUCAUUGACGUGGUCACCCUGCUGGGAAACACGGUGGUGUUCCUGUGCCCCGUGGUGGAGAGGAGGCUGCGCACGGUCACCUACAUGUUCAUCAUGUCCUUGGCCAUGGCAGACCUCCUGGUGGCCUGCCUGGUGAUGCCCUUCAGCAUCAUCUACGAGGUGACAGGGAUGUGGCUCUUUGGGAAGCUGUUCUGCAAGGUGUGGAUCUCCUUCGAUGUCAUGUUCUGCACUGCCUCCAUUGUCACGCUGUGCUUCAUCAGCCUGGACAGGUACUGCUCCGUGGUCACCCCCUGCCACUACUCCAGAAGGAUGUCCCGGGGCAGAUGCAUCGUGAUGACCUGCACGGUCUGGGUCUAUUCCUCCCUCAUUUCCUUCCUUCCUGUCAUGCAAGGCUGGAAUGAGAUCCCCGGUGUGGACUUUGAUGGGGGCACAGAAUGCAUCUUUGUCACCAACUGGGUUUUUGCCAUCGUGGCUUCUGCCCUGGCGUUCUUCCUGCCCUUCGUGGUCAUGUGCAGCAUGUACUUCUUCAUCUACCGCGCCUCCCGCCUCAAGGCCACGCGCAUCAUGGCCCAGACGCUGCAGAUCCACUACCACCCCAACAGCAAGCGGCAGAAGCACCUGCAGCUGGAGAACAAGGCCACCAGGACCAUCAGCAUCAUCAUCUCAGUGUUUGUGCUCUGCUGGCUGCCCUACUUCGUGCUGAACGUCUGGCUGGCGGCCAGAGGCACCGACUCCGCCAGCACGGUGCUGCUCGGCACCUUCAAGAUCAUCACCUGGCUGGGCUACUGCAACUCCACCAUCAACCCCCUGCUCUACGCCUUCCUCAACAGGGACUUCCAGCACGCCCUCAAGAAGCUGCUCCUUUGCAGGCGCAGGUCUCAGGUGGAUGUUGGGGAAGACAUGGUUUCCAUAGCCACGUUUUCCAAGACUGCUCCCGACCUGGAGUACAGCGUGAUGGUGCCCAGCGGUGCCCUGAAGGGCAAACCCAAGUCAUAGGGAUUCAGGAUCGGUCACUGGAGGUGGUGAUGCAGAAAGUGCUGGAGCACAUACCAAUGGAACACAAAGGGGAAGGAGGGGCUGGAAUGUUACAGCUGGGGACAAUACAACAAAGAUGCAUUUCUUCACCUUCCACAGUUUCAGUGUUGAGGAACUCGGAUACUUUAGGGGCAAUUUGUUAUAGAAACGGAGCUAAUUUAUUCCUGGAUAAUUAUUUUUCUAAUGAGCAUUUCCUAAGACAAAUUCAACCUUCAUGUUGGCUAAAAAAACCAAACCAGUAUGGUAUAAGGUGACCUUGCAUUUGUGCACAUCCUGGUGAUCUGUGUCAAGUGAGAGUUUCUUGCCAAGCCACUGUAGCUUCUCAUCUCGACGUUUCAUUACAGAUUUGACCAGCUUUAAUAACUCCACGUGUGCCAGUCUGUGUAUGGGAAUUAGAGGAGGGAUGUGGCCAAGGAGCAGAGCUCACUUCCUAAAGAGGCACCAAUCUGCAGCCUGGGCUGUUGCUUGGGGUUCAGCUCACUGGCUUCUGCAACAUCUGGAUAUUCAGAGCUUUCUGUGAAUGAUCUGUGGGUUUCCUUGUUAAUUCUGGAAGGGGACAUUCCAUGUGGCAGCCCCAGGAGAUGACAAAGACUUGCUGUAACACCAGGAGCACUGUGGUUUCAAAGCUACAAGUGGCUGACACCAUCCAAAGAUGGGAUGUGAAUAGGAAUUAUUACUUUUGUGUACACUGUGGUAUCUGCCACAGAGACAUAAAAAAAUGAUACAUGGAAAUGAUUAUUUUUUACUACUCCCAAAUCUUGUCCAAGUCAGUGCCCCAAGCACUGGCUCCCUGCAGGAAAGCCACAAGUGUCUCAGUGAAGGGUUACUCUGAAAAGGGGACUGUCUUCAGAGGUACAAAAUGCAGUAGGACCUGCCUGGAACAGCUGAGCUACUGAAGAUGCCAGCACAAGGGUCAGGAGUUUUCUCUCAAGAGCCUGGUAGAAAAAACAGCCUUGACCUGGGCUUCAACAGUGGUUCUCCUGUGAAAUGACUCCAUGGAGAGGGUGAGGUGUCCCAGACCCUACAACUCCAGCAAUGACAUGCAAGUG
Molecule: messenger RNA, 2206 nt
Organism: Oenanthe melanoleuca
Lineage: Eukaryota; Metazoa; Chordata; Aves; Passeriformes; Muscicapidae
Product: octopamine receptor-like
Exons: 3
Coding region: 12-1118 (368 amino acids)
Biological process (GO): adenylate cyclase-activating adrenergic receptor signaling pathway
Cellular component (GO): membrane
Molecular function (GO): G protein-coupled receptor activity
Source: RefSeq, a predicted model, not a curated record